AUGAAAGCAUUAAUCUUUGGGGCAGGGUCUGUCGGUUGCGUUUAUGGCUACAUUCUUCACAAUGCUGGGGUUGAUUUGGCUGUUGUCUGUAGAAGCAACUUGGCGGCAGCACGGAACAGCGGCAUUAGCAUCGACAGCGAACUGUACGGACAAGUUCACUAUCACCCAAAGACGACUGGAUCCGUAAGUGAGGCAGCGAGCUUACAUGGUCCUUUCGACUAUAUACUCAUUUGCUGCAAGGCACUUCCAGGGGUUUGCGAGCAAAUUCAGGAAGCCGUCGGAGAACGAACUGCUAUAGUACUGGCUCAAAACGGAAUUGAUAUCGAGCGGGAGUAUGCUCAAAGGUAUCCCGACAACGCCAUCAUCUCUGGUGUGGUAUGGUUGGCGGCGACUCAGCUCUCGCCUGGAGUGAUCAAAGCAGGCAAGGCGGAGAAGUUUGAAACCGGCACAUAUCCUGCAUCUGCACCAAGAAGUCACAAGCGGCAGGCUGGACAACUAUCAGCGCUCUGGAGCAGAGGAUCACCUGGCGGCGGUGCACCUGUGUACGAGGAUAUACAACCACAACGCUGGCUCAAAUUGACCGUCAAUGCAACUUGGAAUCCAAUUGCAGCGCUCACUCGCUGUGACGGGGGUACCCUGUUCCUAAUGGCGGAACAAGCAUCUGCAACCGACAUCCUGGUCCGAACAAUGCAUCAAGUCGGGGCUGUGGCUGCUUCCACCGGGUGCGCUGGCUUGGUGACAGACGCUCAUGUCAAAAGGGUCAUGCAAUUUUACCAUUCGCAGAGGGCUACACCCGAGUCUGGGAAAGAGUCUAGCAUGUUGAUGGAUGUGAACGCGGGACGACCGUUGGAGGUUGAGGCAAUCUUGGGAAACCUGUUGAGAAUUGCACGGGAAACAAGGUCAACGUUCCAGAUCUUGAGCUUCUCAUGCCUUGAACUCUACAAGUGCAAGGGAUAA
Messenger RNA from Exophiala mesophila, 957 nucleotides. RefSeq lists its product as uncharacterized. Bases 1 to 957 code for a protein of 318 amino acids. Gene Ontology annotation, molecular function: 2-dehydropantoate 2-reductase activity. Gene Ontology annotation, cellular component: cytoplasm. The record is from RefSeq and is a predicted model, not a curated record. Lineage: Eukaryota; Fungi; Ascomycota; Eurotiomycetes; Chaetothyriales; Herpotrichiellaceae. Gene Ontology annotation, biological process: pantothenate biosynthetic process. The transcript is spliced from 2 exons.